GACGUGUUUUGUUUUUUUACUUUUGGUUUGGUUUUGUUUUCCACAGAAACCCGGCCAGCCCCUCCUUCCCUUCCUGCCCCAACACGAUUAUUCAUGACAGGAAACGUUUCAUGGAGAUUUGAUUUGUUGGUGAUCAGGUUUUUUCCUCUGGGCUUCCCUCCCACCAUCCGUCUGCUGCAGCUGACUCAGUCUGCUGAGAUCCUCUCCACCAGGACCAGGACCAGGACCAGGACCAGAACCAGGACCGAUCAGGACCAGGACCAGGACCAGGACCAGGACCAGGACCAGGACCAGAUCUGCUGAGAUCGUCUCCACCAAAGACCUGCAGGAUGUACGGAGCGGCUCCACACGUGGAAGUCCCGAGCCGCCAGUGCCUGGUGGAGAUCCAGAACAAGAGCUCCUGCUGCUCCCUGACCGACCCUCGCGUCCACCUGGUCAGCGGCAGCAGCGAGGCUCCUCUGCCGCCGAUGCUCAAGCCGUCCGAAGCCGGAAGCGCUCGCUUCGUAAAGUCGGUGGGGGCGCGCGGGUCGGUGGGCGUCUUCACCUACGACCUCGUCCACCAGUCCAGCAAACAGCACCGGGGCAAGAUGGCCGUCAUGUUCUCCGUCCCCUACGACUUCAACCUGUACUCCAACUGGUACGCCGUGGGGAUGUUCGGCGGGGACCAGCCCUGCGAUAAGGACCUGUACGAGCUGAUGUACAAGGGCGGGGAGAAGGGCUUCGUCCGGGGCAGAGCUAAGGGGCCCGGGCUGACCCACAGGAUGGACCGGGUCACCGUCAGGGCCACCAUGUCCGACAGCUACCGGCCCGUCCUGAAGGUGGACGUCUGCGACAACUGACACCCUGUUUCAGACCAGUUACCCCAGUGCUGGAAAGGAAUCUGUCAAAAAUCAUAAAGAUUGUGCACUUGGUGACAAGUUUUUGAUAUUUGGCAUGUUAGUUAUGGACCAAAUUUAGGGGACCCGUCAAAAUCUGCUGAUUGACUUAAUCCUUUCAAAUAGGAAGGAAAACAUUACUGCCUCUGCGGUCUUUGCACUUUGUUUUAGUGAUCACUGUCUGUUGUAUGUAUACGCAGUUGUAAACGGGAAAAGUGCAGAUGUUUCUCAUGUUUGAUCAUUAAAGAGUCUGUUCAGA
Cololabis saira (Pacific saury) is the source of this 1134-nucleotide messenger RNA. RefSeq names its product DELTA-sagatoxin-Srs1a-like. The record is from RefSeq and is a predicted model, not a curated record. Gene Ontology annotation, biological process: pore complex assembly; cytolysis in another organism; monoatomic cation transport. Lineage: Eukaryota; Metazoa; Chordata; Actinopteri; Beloniformes; Belonidae. Gene Ontology annotation, molecular function: channel activity. Bases 330 to 839 code for a protein of 169 amino acids. Gene Ontology annotation, cellular component: pore complex. The transcript is spliced from 3 exons.